UAUAAACUUACUUUUUUUUUUUCAAAACACGAAACGAAACCAAAUAGCAUGAUACCUAUGCUCAACGGAUUAAGGUACUGGCUGCUAGUAAUAAUGGCGGUAGUGGUAGUAUCAGGCCACAACAGCAGCAACAGCACACGGAUGACCCGGCUCCGUCCUUAUGCAUGACAGCAGGUGGUGAAGAAUCCGAUGGUUCACAACCGCCAACUCCAUCGUCUACCUCCUCCAUCACUGAUCGUUGGGUCAUUCGCAAUUCACCUUCGUCAUCGUCUACUACUACUACUACUUCAACAACCUCUUCUUCUUCUGGUAAUCGCAAAGAAGCUUCGGCUACUACUAUUUUGAACGAAGAAGAAAAAAAGAUUCCAGCUACACAACAACCACCGAAACUAUUCUUAUCGUCCUUACCAACAACCACCAUAUCUACUGAAGACGACGUAAACGAUCACGAUGAUAUUGUUGAGCAACAGCACAAACCAACAACAGCAACAACAACGAAUCAAUCAUCGUCAAAAUCAUCAUCAUGUUGUACAUCCUAUUAUUGGGCCAUGAUGAAGCGAUUAAAGCAAAGCAUGGUCCAAGGCGGCUAUAUCACCGACAGACUCUAUGUGCCCAAACAAUUAUGGUACAACCAGCAGGGCAAUUCAACAUUACCAAAUCUCGACCACAAACUGGCCCUGGCAGAGCAUUUGCUCGGCAUCUUGAAAAGCCUCAAGCAACAACAGAGCUAUCAUCAAAAAAUGGACGCCAUGAGGACCAUGAAAGCCCUUCAGGCACUUGAAGAAGCAUUGAUUAAGGCACCUUGCUCUUCCAUACCACCGAUGGCGACGGCAGUCCACUCUCCAUCUUCUUCUUCUUUACCCCAUGGAAUGACAACGACGAUCAUCAAUAACACGACUAAAAAAUGGCGCGCUUCUUUAGGGCGCCAGAUACAAGCGGCUUCUGCAUGGAAAAAUAGCAAAUUUGUCGAUCGUAUACGACCGGAUCAUCACACUGCACCAAAGAUGAUGUACGUAAUAAAAGCCCGUGUUACUGGGCUACUAGUAGCAGUAGUAGGCCAAACAUUGUGCUAUUUACCAACAAGAAGAUAUAUAUUAGUUGUACUCAUAGCAACACGAUGUGUUUUUCAUUAUAGUGACGAUCGAUACCACAUGUACAUCCGUACUUUGAUCAAGCUUUUCUCCGCUGCACAAAUCCUUGAUGCAUGGCAUGCCGAAUAUUCAAUGGAUCGGAAUACCUCAAUACACCAACAAAUCCUCGUUAAAAUCGAACUAUGUGCCGACAUGUUGGGCCACAUUGUGUGCACGAAUGUAUUGAACGACUUUAAGAUCUUAUGGGAAGCCUGGGUUGAUCGCGGCAAUCAGUAUAUGGAUGAUUGAUAAUUGAUUUUGAAGAUGAUAUAACUGUAAUAUGUAUAUUUUAAAAAAACAGGAUGAGGAUAUAUAGAAGAGGGUGUGUUGUUUGUAUACAUAUAUAUUCCUUCGUUCUUCUUUUAAACCACCACCACUACUACUAUCACUGCUAUUUACUUCUACUUCUUUGUGUCCCCCAACAUACAUCUCGUUUCUAUUUGUAUUAAAGAAAAUAAAACUCCUGACAAAAUAAAGACUCGACUGUGUGUAAUUCUUAUUAUUUACGUCCACCACCACCUCCCAUUCCUGCAGCUGUCGUUUUCCGCGGUGCUACCCGUGCA
Zychaea mexicana is the source of this 1693-nucleotide messenger RNA. RefSeq lists its product as uncharacterized. NCBI's taxonomy places the organism in Eukaryota, Fungi, Mucoromycota, Mucoromycetes, Mucorales, Lichtheimiaceae. The record is from RefSeq and is a predicted model, not a curated record. Bases 165 to 1379 code for a protein of 404 amino acids. The transcript is spliced from 3 exons.